This is a messenger RNA of Naegleria lovaniensis, 1716 nucleotides long. RefSeq lists its product as uncharacterized. NCBI's taxonomy places the organism in Eukaryota, Heterolobosea, Eutetramitea, Acrasida, Naegleriidae. The coding region runs from base 1 to 1716 and encodes 571 amino acids. Gene Ontology annotation, biological process: protein maturation. The record is from RefSeq and is a predicted model, not a curated record. Gene Ontology annotation, molecular function: threonine-type endopeptidase activity. The transcript has 3 exons.
AUGACUGAUGAAUCAAACACCCUCCCGUCCAGUCUAAACAAUCAAUUUUUUAUUGCUGUUCACUGUGGUGCUGGUUAUCAUUCUCAUGCAAAUACUAAAACCUAUGAAAAUAUAAUGAAACAAGCACUCGUACAAACAAGAAAUCAAUUCUUUCAAAAUUCCUCCUCUUCCUCCAAUCCUUCUUCUAAAACAACAUCGAGUAAUCAUGAAUUCAACUCUACAAUGGAUCUCAAUCAACAAAUCAAUGAUUGUCUCUCUGCAUGUUCCUAUUGUAUUUCCAUUUUAGAAAAUUCACCCUUCACGAAUGCUGGAUUUGGAAGUAAUUUAAAUAGAAAUGGAACUGUUGAAUGUGAUGCAUGUUUAUGUUAUUCUCAUUAUUAUUUAAACAACACUCAUUCUCCAACAAUGGUAAAUUUACACUGUUACUACUCUCAAUUACAUGCUUCAUGUGGUGCCAUUUAUGGUGUUUAUAAUCCUAUUUUAAUGUGUCAUACUCUCAUUCAAGAUAUUUUAAUGAAUUCGAGUGGAAUUUAUACUCCUCAUAGUCAGUUAGUGAAACCAUUGUUUUUAAGUGGAAGAGGAGCAUUGGAAUAUAUUCAAUUUAAUAAUAACAAGAGAAGAACAAAUGAGAGUAGUCUAUUGAUGAAGAGUAGUCAUCCAAGUAGUAGUAGUGGUAGUAGUAGUAGUAAUAAUCCAAGUAGUAGUAGUAAUAAUCCAACCAUACUUGAUGAUCAUAAGGUUUAUGAUAAGGAGAAUCAUUCAUUGUUUAAUAACAAUAAUAACAUGUUGAAUCGUUUGAUUUAUUGUCAAGAUGACAAUUUAUUGAAUGAAUACAUGGUCACUGAAAAAUCUAAAAUUGAAUUUAACAAGUAUAAGCAUGUGUUAAUGAAUAAUCCUAAUCAUACAUUUAGUGGUAGUGGUAGUAAUAGUACUGCUAGUAGUAGUAGUGGUAGUAACACUAUUAACCAAUAUGAUGAAAAUAACAAUGCAACAACAACAACAUGGAUGAAUCACGGUUUAGUGAUCUCGAACCAUUCUCCCAUCCAUUCAUCCUCCUCCACAAGUAUGAACACCAAUACUUCUCAAUUCUAUGACACUGUGGGUGCCAUUGUUUAUUCGAAUGGUAUUCUAUGUAGUGGAGUGAGUAGUGGUGGAAUUUUAUUGAAAUAUCCUGGAAGAAUUGGUGAAGCAGCUAUUUAUGGAAGUGGAUGUUCCUCAGAGAUGUAUCAUCAUCAUUCAAAGAAUAUUUAUGGUGGUGGUGGUGGAAUGAGUGAUGAAAGUGAUAGUGAUCACGAAAAUGAUAGUGAACAUGAAAGUGAACAUGGUGAAAAUAAUCACACUCUCUCAACAACAACACUUCAAUGUGCUCAUAACUUUUCAGGAAUUGGUGAAGAUAUCAUGUUCAAUCAAAUGUCAAAUCAUUUAAAUCUUGAAUUAUUUCAUUUGAAUCAUACCAUGGAACAAGCAUUGAAUUCUUUAUUUCAUUCAUGUCCCAAAUUAAUGAAUCCAAGAAAAAUUGGAUGUAUGUCUUGUUUGGUGUAUCAUGAUGAUGACGAGACAUCUGAUCAUUCAUCCUUUUUAGAAUUUGGAUAUGCCUUUAGUACAGAGAGUAUGGGAAUUGGAUUUACUCAUUCGAAUACUAAUCAAUGCCAUGUUGAAAUUAAAAGAAGAAGAGGAGGAGAUGAAAAUGUUUCUGUCAUGCCAAUAAAAUUAUAA